Arabis nemorensis is the source of this 186-nucleotide messenger RNA. The record is from the annotation of a GenBank genome assembly. Lineage: Eukaryota; Viridiplantae; Streptophyta; Magnoliopsida; Brassicales; Brassicaceae.
AUGGCCAAACAAAAUAAGCGAGCGAUUCGAAACCGUUCAUUUGCUUCUAGGUUUCUGCAUCUCGAGACUAAAGCUGUUCUGCACAUCGUGAACAGGUACUGUGCCGAUGUGGAUGUGGAUGCUGCAGAGGCAGCUGAAGCGGAGGCUAACGCGGCGGUUUAUGCUCAGGUUUCAGCGGUUAUAUAA